Thermothielavioides terrestris NRRL 8126 is the source of this 1149-nucleotide messenger RNA. RefSeq lists its product as uncharacterized. The record is from RefSeq and is a predicted model, not a curated record. Lineage: Eukaryota; Fungi; Ascomycota; Sordariomycetes; Sordariales; Chaetomiaceae. Gene Ontology annotation, cellular component: fungal-type cell wall. The transcript has 5 exons. Bases 1 to 1149 code for a protein of 382 amino acids.
AUGGCCAGGGGCUCGUCGUCGACCCAGCAAGCCUGCCAGGGGACAAGUCAUGAGGAGCAGGGCAACUGGUACUGCCGUCAAGUGCAACACGUCACUUACGAGAACAUGGUCAACUCAGGCCAGUACAGCGAGGUCGUCAGCAUGGACCAGCAGACCGGGGACUGCAAGUUUGCGAAUCGCAGCUUUUCAGGCCCCUUGGCGCCCUUCGAUGAGCCGCUAUCGCUGCACUUCCGCGGCCCCCUGAACCUGAAGCAGGUUGCCGUCUACAUUCCCGGCACUCCUGACGGCAAGACGCCGCAACCUGGAAAUGGGGCUGCAAACGGAACCGCAAAUCAGUUCGUCCGCACGGGCUAUUACAACGCGGCCCAGCAAAAGGCCGAGGGCGUGAUGUUCCUAGGCAACUACGGCGGCCAGGGCUCGGGUAGAUGGACGCCAACGUUCGGCAACACCCAAUCCUACAUCAACGCGGACGGCACUGGCGGCGCAGCCGCGCCCGCCGUCCUCAAGGACACUACGUUAUUGUCGGCCCACGAAGCCACGCUUGUCACGGAUCAGCCCUGCGACGAGUCCUGCGGAUACGUCCAGCCUGGCGCGGUGGCGUACAAGGGCUUUCCCGGCAGGGACAAGAUCUUCCUCCUCGAGUUCUCCAUGCCCCACGACAACAGCACCUCCACCUCUUCCUCCUCCCUCCCUUCCCCCAACGCCACCAACACCACCGCAAGCACAACGGGCUUCCUAGCCGACCAACCCGCGAUCUGGCUGCUCAACGCGCGCAUCCCACACACGGCGCAGUACCACGCCUGCAACUGCUGGGCGUCAGGCUGCGGCGAGGUGGACGUGUUCGAGGUGCUGUCCCCGGGCGGCGACAAGGCGACGACCAGCGUGCACGCGGCCGACCCGCGCAGCGGCGGCGGGCCCGGCGGCUGGGACUACUUCGCGCGUCCGGUGGACGUGGGGCGGCCGGCGAGGGUCGCGGUGGUGUUUGAUGGGGCGCGGGCGAGGGUUGCGGUGCGGGUUUUGGGCGAGGAGGGGGGUGCGAAGGAGUUGCUGGAUGGGGCGUUCCCGGAUGCGUUGACGGCGGAGGUUGUUGAGGGGUUGAUGGAGGGUGGGGAUGGGGGCCAGCCGGCUGGGGGGAGGUUGGGGAGGUAG